CCGGCCCGGCCCACCGCCGCCUCUCCCCUCGGCACCGGACAGCGGCGGGCCCGAGCGCGGAGGGCAGAGGACUCGGCGCCCGCCAGCUGCGGCCGCAUGAGGCCCCCGCGCGGCCAGCCCUUCUGGCUGCUGUUCCUGCUCGCAGCCGCCUGCGCGGGGAUCCUCCUCGCCCUGUACUCCUCGCCGGCGGAGCGGUUCCCGGGGUCCCUGUCCCCGGCCAGGGACAUCCCGCCUCACCGAGCAUUCUUUCAAUCCAAGACAUGGAAUUCUGGGAGCACAAAGAGCCGGCCCUGCCCACACCCGCUUGACCUGGCCAUUCUGAGGCACCACCGCUUCCGGAGACUGUUCGAUCUCUCCACUCCAGUGCUGCUGUGGGGGGGCCUCUUCACCCCAGAACUCUGGGACAACCUGAGCCAGCAGAAAGGCCCCUACGGCUGGCAGGGACUCUCACAACAAACCAUUGCCUCUACCCUGAGCCUUCUGAACAGCUCAGAGAAUGAAAAGCUGUUUGCUCCUACUGGGGGGUCGUCCCCAGACUGCAUUCGAUGUGCUGUGGUGGGUAAUGGAGGCAUUCUGAACGGGUCCCGUCAGGGUCUGGAAAUUGACGCCCAUGACUACGUGUUCAGACUCAAUGGAGCAGUGAUCAAAGGCUUUGAGCAAGAUGUGGGCACCAAGACUUCCUUCUAUGGUUUCACUGUGAACACCAUGAAGAACUCCCUCAUUGCCUACUGGAAUCUGGGCUUCACCUCCGUGCCACAAGGACAGGACCUACGCUACAUCUUCAUCCCCUCAAGCAUCCGUGACUACCUGAUGCUAAGAUCAGCCAUUCUGGGUGUGUCUGUCCCUGAGGGCCCUGAUAAAGGGGACAGGCCUCACACCUAUUUUGGACCGGAAGCCUCUGCCAGUAAAUUCAAGCUGCUGCAUCCAGAGUUCAUCAGCUACCUGACAAAGAGGUUUUUGAAAUCAAAAUUGAUUAACACAGACUUUGGAGACCUAUAUAUGCCCAGUACUGGGGCCCUCAUGCUGCUGACAGCUUUGCAUACUUGUGAUCAGGUCAGUGCCUAUGGAUUCAUCACAAGGAACUACUGGAAAUAUUCUGACCACUAUUUCGAACGAAAAAAGAAGCCAUUGAUUUUCUAUGCGAACCACGACCUGCCCCUGGAAGCUGUCCUGUGGAGGGACCUGCACAAGGCUGGUAUCCUCUGGUUGUACCAGCGCUGACCCCAAAGCACAAAGCCUUUUGCUUCUUGCAGAAUUGUGGCCCUGGUCCCAAGUGGCCAAAAGCCUUUUUCUUUUCAACCUUUGAGAGGGGCUUCACUCCCCUUGGCCCUCUCCUUCCCAGCAAGAGGGUACCGAGGUGGACUCAUAAUUGUCAUCAAAACUUGUUAAAAGCAGGGUACCCUUUCGUACCAUCAAAAAAACUCCCCUCUGGGUCUGAGACAGAUAUCCCCACUUUAGCAAGGGAGAGCAGACUGCUUUGCUGGACUUGUUCCAAAACUGAAGACAACACUCCCAACGUGAGACAGCGACCUCACCAACAAGGGGCAGGCACUUUGGAGCUAAGCAACUCAAGACAAGGUGGUAAGACUGAGGUCAAUGACACCACUCAGGACCCAUCAGUAACCAAGAUCAAGCCAGCCAUGCAGGCAAGCGCACGAUCCCCAGUCCCAACCUGCUCCCACUGGCAUGUCAACCCCAAACACCAAAGCCAACUAAGGACAUCUCUUGAGAACCUGAGAACACGUUUCUUCUGCCCCCUCAUAAAGUGGAAGAGCAAAAGGUGGAGUGUAACUUGAGACCAGAUUAACUGCAUAAAUGAUGAAUGACCA
Messenger RNA from Sciurus carolinensis (gray squirrel), 1829 nucleotides. RefSeq names its product ST6 N-acetylgalactosaminide alpha-2,6-sialyltransferase 2 (gene St6galnac2). The record is from RefSeq and is a predicted model, not a curated record. Bases 97 to 1221 code for a protein of 374 amino acids. The transcript is spliced from 9 exons. Gene Ontology annotation, molecular function: sialyltransferase activity. NCBI's taxonomy places the organism in Eukaryota, Metazoa, Chordata, Mammalia, Rodentia, Sciuridae.